This is a messenger RNA of Gossypium raimondii (Peruvian cotton), 1704 nucleotides long. Its product is annotated as protein ELC-like. Gene Ontology annotation, molecular function: ubiquitin binding. Lineage: Eukaryota; Viridiplantae; Streptophyta; Magnoliopsida; Malvales; Malvaceae. Gene Ontology annotation, cellular component: ESCRT I complex. Gene Ontology annotation, biological process: protein modification process; protein transport; endosome to lysosome transport. The coding region runs from base 119 to 1312 and encodes 397 amino acids. The transcript has a single exon. The record is from RefSeq and is a predicted model, not a curated record.
CCAUCAAGGGUCCCCCCCGCUUUACCUUAAGUGCAAAAACGCCUCCGCUAAGUAAAUUCCGAAAACACUGAUCUCAUCUCUCUCAUUUUCCUCUCUUUCAAUAUCCUCCGCCGUCCCAAUGGUCCCACCGCCGUCUACGCCGUCGCUUGACUCCCAACAAAUCCAACAGUUUCUCUCCUCCGUCCUCUCCCAACGCGGCCCUUCUUCCCUCCCUUACACCGAAGACUCCAAAUGGUUGAUCCGCCAACACCUCCUUUCCCUCACCUCCCGCUACCCUUCCCUCCAACCCAAAACCGCCACUUUUACCCACAACGAUGGCCGCUCCGUCAACCUCCUCCAAGCCGACGGCACCAUCCCCAUGCCUUACCAAGGCGUCACUUACAACAUCCCCAUCAUAAUCUGGCUCAUUGAAUCUUACCCUCGUUACCCUCCCGUUGUCUACGUGAAUCCCACGCGCGACAUGAUCAUCAAACGCCCCCAUCCCCACGUUUCUCCCUCGGGGUUAGUUUCGAUCCCUUAUUUGCAGAAUUGGAUUUACCCAAGCUCUAAUCUUGUUGAUUUGGUCGUUAAUUUAGGCUCUGCUUUUUCCCAUGAUCCCCCGCUUUAUUCCCAACGUCGCUCCAAUCCUAACCCUAACCCGCCUAAUUACGGGCAACAGCAGCAGCCACCGCCACCGAGGGUUGCUGCCGCGGGUUAUCCUCCUUCGCCUUAUGGCAGGGCACAGCCGUCUCAGACGGAGGAUGCUGCGGAGGUUUACAGGAGGAAUGCGGUGAAUAAGUUGGUGGAGAUGGUUCAUGGAGAUAUAAUUAAGAUGAGAAAAGAAAGGGAAGCUGAAAUGGAAGGGUUGUUUUCAGCUCAAGGAGUGUUGAGAAAGCGAGAGGAAGAGGUCAACAAAGGGUUGAAAGAAAUGCAAGAUGAAAAGGAAGCUUUGGAACAGCAAUUGCAGGUUGUUUUGAUGAGCACCGAUGUGUUGGCUGGUUGGGUUAGAGAGAACGAAGGGAAAAUUAAGAACUUGGGGAAUAACAAUGACAAUGUCGACGUCGACGAGGUGUUUCAUUGUGCCGAUGUGCUAUCCAAGCAAAUGUUGGAUUGCACGGCUGCAGAUUUAGCCAUCGAGGACGUCGUUUAUUCGUUGGAUAAAGCCCUGCAAGAAGGGGCGGUGCCAUUUGAUCAGUAUUUGAGGAAUGUGAGGUUGUUGUCAAGGGAGCAGUUCUUUCAUAAGGCUACUGCUGCCAAAGUUAGGGCAGCUCAAAUGCAGGCUCAGGUUGCUAGUAUGGCUGCACGAGCACCGCAUUCAAAUUACGCCCCAUGACUGGUUAUUGAUUUGUUUUUGUGAUUUGUCUAUAAGUGGAUCAUGUUUUCUGAUAUAGCUGCAUUUUUUUUUGUCUACCUAAUUGAAUAUAUGUUUCCUUUUAUCCUAUUCAUAUGGGAAAAUUUAUUAUUAUGAUGUGAAUAAUGUGCAGCCUUCUCCCAUUCUCAUAAUGAAUUUGGGCUCUUUAGUAGACUUGCAUUGGUGAGGAAAACUGGAAUAGAAGCAGACGUUGAAGAAUGCUAAAAGAAGCAUUUACUUUUUGUAUUCUUAUGUUAUCUUAUCUUUUGACAUGCUUUCUAUGUAAAUGAAUGAUCCCUUAUUUUGUUGUAUCACUGGUUGUUUAACUUAUCAGCUUUUUACUUCAAUGCAUCAAGUUCAUGCUGUGUUACUUA